CAACUUUCAGAUGCACCGUGGCCGUGCCGGUAGACAGAAGCGAGACAAAGUCAUGCUUUUUUUUCAAAAUGUUUUGUUUGUAGAAUAUUUGCCGAGUGUUCUCUCCCCUUGCUGGGAAUCACUACUACUACUACUACUAGUAGAUCAAACGCUCCUCCCUGUAUUCAACAACAUGCACCAUCUCGAAUAAACAUUAUCGACAGAAACAGAAAGCCAUUGUGUUUCUUGCCGCCUUAUUUGUGACGUUGUUCGCCUUUUCCUAGAUCACGGCAACGACUUGAGAAGGAUCUCCACGACCACGCAUGGUGCCAUUCUUUUUUGAAAAAGCUGAUCUUUGAUUGUUUUGCGCUGUGCCGGGGGUGGCGAUUCGCUUGAAAUGAACCCGUUGCAGUAGAAGCGCUUCAUGUAUUCACAAAUUAAAAAUGCCAGCAUCUUCGUCCCUAAAUCAAGACUGAUAGAGCGACAAAGCAAGAACAGUGCAACAAGGAAAUAAUCGUAACAUGGCGAACAAUUCGGAUUCGCAUGCUUUUCAAAAUUUUCUCAACAUCUUCAACACAGGUAAAGAAACUACCGACUCGGCCCUUCAUAAGUGGAAUAUAAAAGCGUAACUACUUCGAAAAGAUAAAGAGUUGCUUAAUAUUCGCAUCUUCAGGAAUAAAUCUUGAUCUUCACACACGAACUAGCUACACGACUACUACAGGAGUCAAUCCUCUGUUUCAUUUUGGUCAAGCCCGGGACCAGAGGUACAAGAAGUAAAAGCCAGUACCCCGGACAAAAUGGCGGCCGCGCGAUUGGAGGACGAUACCGACGCCAUGAAGCUCGUGUGGGAGCGCGGGGCGGACGGUAAGCUGACGAUGGAGGCGAAGUACCAGGUGGAAAAGCUGAACAAAGAGCAAGUGAUGCGGGAGAAAAAAAAGACCGGGAUCGAAAAGAACCGCGAGGAGGAAGCCUACGUCACACUGGAUAGCGAUGUGGUCCUCCGAAAGAAGGCGAAAGGUAUAGCACAGUGCUCAGUUCGCCUUGCUACAGUGCUCUACUCAAACUUCCCUUUGGGAUUUUAUUUUUCAAUAUAGUACAAAUUUGUACAGUUCUCGAUGUGAUAGUGAUAUUCAUGUUUCGAUGGAAGACGAUGACGAGCAUGAACAACAAUAUCCAUCGUACUUUACAUGUUGUUUUUACGUAAGAUUGUCUUCGUUUAUUCGUAGCCUCUGAUGAAAUGCGCAUAAUUAUGCAGGUAAGCUCUCCUGGCUCCAGAAAGCGUUCCAGGCUAUGGAGGACGGGCGAUUUACCCACCAGCACAUUUUCCGCGUGUACGAAAUCCUCGCCGCGCCGACCUUCGGCGACGAUUGGCACUUUGCGCAGUCAAAGAAGGCGUUCGAGCUGCUGCAGGACCCGAACAAUUUAGGAUACUUCACUUACAACCAGCAAAAAUUUCUGCAGUCCAACAAAUUCAGGAUACACAAGGAGCAUGCGGUAUAAUUUUGUUUUUGUUUACUUUUUGUCGCUUGGUUUUCCUUUUCCUGCUCCGCUUUGAUUUCGUGUAGAGGCUUUCUUUCCUGGGAUUAGUUGGUUUAUACCACCGGCGUGGUCGUGCGCAUGACCUUCCUACGAUGAUAAUCCUUCCUGUCGUAGCGAAUCACCAUACCUGAAGUGCACGAACUACCUUGGAUGUACAAACUAAUCAACUAUGGGUUCAGCUUGUACUUAUGAAGCGAAAAUAAACAAAAAAAAAACAGGUCGUCAACCUGAUUUCGUCCGAAGAAGACGAGCCGAAUACGUUUGGGCAACCCCAGGGCUCUGACAAGCCCAAGUGGUUGAUCCGGAAGGAGCGGCGAGCAAGAGGGUUGCCCUCUGACAGUGACGAGGACCUGCAAAAACCGCUCGUCGAUGCGAAGAAACAAAAGGAGGCGGAGGAACGGGCGAAACGCAUGCUGGCGGCGAAGCACCCCUUGGACGACCACUACAGCAAAUUCCGGAUUCGCCCCAAAAAGGAGGAGAAGGAGGAGGAGAAGAAAAAGACGACUAGGGACCGAGACCGCAGCCGGGAUCGUCGCAAGGAGCAAAAGAAAACAAACGACAGUAGAAAUCGCAGCGGUGGGAGAGGUACAACUACUAGGGACAAAGCUGCAACCACAAACCGUGGAACAACCCGGAAUGAUUCUCGUUCGCGGUCCCCCGCAGCGAGACGAGGAGAGAACAACUACUACAACUCUCGAAAGAGCAAGAAGGAGGAUUCUCGUGGCCGAGCUGCGAACAGGGCCUCGUACAACGAGGAUCGCACGAGAGGCCGCAGGAACAACGAGGACUCGCGCGGUCGGCCAGCGAAUUAUAAACACGACAAAGCGCCGCCAGCCGGAGCCGCUGCUCGCGGCGGCCGUAAAAAUGACAGCCGGUCCCGCGGCUCGGAAGUAGAAAAAGAGACCCUGGAAGAGCGCAUCCAGAAGCGGGAGAAGGAGCGGGAGGAGAAGAGAAAGCAAGAGCUGAUCGAGAAAAAACUCGCGAAGCUGCGGGCCGAAGAGGAGCGAGCGAACCUGCCGAGUUCCUCCAGCGAGGACGAAGACGGAAACGAAAACGACUCGGACGACGACAAAAAAAAGGGGGGCAAGAAGGUGGAGCGAAGAGUCGACCCGGCAGACGACAACAUGUACAGCUUGGAAGAAUUCUGCGAGGCCUACGGCGGGACCCCGCAGCACCCACCCAGGCUGUGGACGCAACAGCGACACACAGCGUUUUUCUUCGCAAACUGAAGAGAAAAUGUGUGUCGUGUAUUUAGCAAGCGAAUGAACAAUACGUAUACGGGCAACUUCUACAAUCGUUGGCGCUAGCUAAGCUUUCGUCUUCUUCUAUUAGAAACCUGAAUUCUAUUACAAAAAGCGACUCUCUGACUCAUGAUAAAAUAACCAGGAACUUCUGAGUACUGCCCUCCUGCGCCGAGAAGC
Molecule: messenger RNA, 2939 nt
Organism: Amoebophrya sp. A120
Lineage: Eukaryota; Dinophyceae; Syndiniales; Amoebophryaceae
Source: the annotation of a GenBank genome assembly